Micropterus dolomieu (smallmouth bass) is the source of this 3524-nucleotide messenger RNA. RefSeq names its product calcium channel flower domain containing 1 (gene cacfd1). The record is from RefSeq and is a predicted model, not a curated record. The transcript has 5 exons. Bases 524 to 1030 code for a protein of 168 amino acids. Gene Ontology annotation, cellular component: membrane. Gene Ontology annotation, biological process: vesicle-mediated transport. NCBI's taxonomy places the organism in Eukaryota, Metazoa, Chordata, Actinopteri, Centrarchiformes, Centrarchidae.
UGUAAACAAUGACGCGCGUCAAAUCCCUCCCACAAUGCACCGCUUACGUCUACUGAGCAGCCAGGGAGGAGAACAACGGAGCGGCCACUUGAGCCCAUACGAACCCGGUGGAUAGGGUACAGUUAUAUAAAUGUAAAAGGGGAGUUCAGGACAAUAUUUAUUCAUUCAUAAGAUUACUAGAGAGUUUAGGACGGAUGCAGCGGUGAUAAUCACUCCUAGCGGCAGCUGGUGGCGGUGCUAUUUAGCAUCAGCUAGCCGGUUAGCUUGUUUUGACUGACGGGUGAAGCUGUGUGAAAAGCUGCUGGUAACAUCAGGCAACUGGCACCAACACGGACAGACAAAGAAAAGAAAAAUACUUAAAAGUUUAAAUUACAUCUGGUGUUAUCGAUAGGGACCGUUGUGUCGUACCAAACAGUUCGUUUGUUCAGACUAGCAAACUUAACUAGCUGUUGUUAAAGGAUCUCAGGCUGAUAUCUGUGAAUACUGGCUUUAGGUAGCUUUAGCUAACAGCUAGAAAAAUACAAUGAGCUCUGAAGAGACUGCAGCGUCAACUAAACCCACUCCGGAGGAUGAUGGCAUGACAUGGUGGUACCGAUGGCUCUGCAAAAUAGCUGGGGUUUUGGGAGGAGUAUCCUGUGCCAUCUCAGGAGUGUGGAACUGUGUCACUGUGAACCCUUUAAACAUUGCUGCUGGAGUAUGGAUGGUGUUGAACGCCUUCGUGCUGUUCCUAUGUGAAGUCCCAUUCUGUUGCCAGUUCAUAGAGUUUGCUAAUGCGGUAGCAGCCCGUGCAGACAAACUCAAACCUUGGCAGAAAGCCUUCUUCUACUGUGGGAUGGCCCUGUUUCCCAUAUUCUUGAGUUUCUCCUUUACAACCUUGUUUGGAAAUGCCAUCGCCUUUGCUACAGGAGUUCUGUACGGCCUUGCGUCUUUAGGCAAAAAGGGAGACGCAGUGACUUACGCCAGACUGCAGCAUCAGAAACAGGGGGAUGAAGAGAGAAUGACAGAAACGGCAAACGGGGCUCCAGAGUGAGGCAUCUGCCUUAUCACCCUCCUCUUCCUCUCUUUUCUUCGGUUCUUAUAGAUGAUUUUCCAUCCAUCCUCUCCAUCCAUGCAUAUUUCCUCUCUCCAAUUUCUGUCACUACAUAACACUGGUACUGGGUUUAUUUAUUUACUUAUACUACUGCAUUCUUGUUGUUCUGACCUAAUAGUAUCCAGAUUGACGUUGGAUUCAGUCCCUUAUUAUUUGGUACCUGAUGUGUAAAUGGGAUCUCUCAUUUUGACUCAAUACCUUUUAGAUUGUAAGUUUUGAUUUCAGGUUUUUAAUUCUUAUUAUGAGUUGUGUUUAUUAUUUGCUUCCCUUUGUUGCUGUUCUCAGUUGUAAACCCUAUUUUUGCAGGAACACACGUGAGGUUCAACCUUUACGCCCAGGAACCUUUCAGGAAAUGUGAAUAGACAUGACUGUGAUUGUAAAAUGUACAUAAUUGACUUCAGGUUACUCACUAUGAUGUUGAGGCUGUGAUUCAGAGCUGUCUGGUUUAGACAGUGCAGUGGGUAAAGAUAAGUUAAAUUAGACACUGGGUUCAGACUUGGGCUGCGCGUGUCAUCCUGUUCUUGGCAGCACACUGAAACAUUGAUAUCAGCUCUUUUGCGGCUCGAACCACAUUAUCAUCGCAAAGUUUUGGGCAGUGGGGUGUCCAAAGCCACUUGCAUGAACUCUCUGCAUUUAAUUUCUAAACCUCCUUUAAGCAGUGAAUGUAUAAACGCUUCAUGGAAGGGACCAUUUUUGCAUUGGAAGUUAACUACGGUAACAGUGAAAACUAGUCCUGCAGAAGUUGGAUUUCCAUUUAUCGUGGGUCUUAUAAAACUUAAGUCCAUAAAGAGUAAAAAUUACAUUUGAUGAGAAAUAAAGGCCUGUGUGUAUUUGUUUUAUUUUUUUAUUGCUUUAAAGAGGACUACAUUACCAAUUCUAUUGAAAGAGACUGCCUGAUUUAGACUGACAGUUGAUGAUACACGGGGCAACUUUUUGAGCAGUAUUGCUGGGCAAUGUUGCUGGUGUCAAGUCCGACUAUGUUUUGAAGGGGGAGGGUGGCGGAGUGUCGGGAGAAGGGGAUUACGGUAGUAAUCAUUACUCAUUACCAUUGACAGCAACAUUGCCCAGCACCAUUGCUCUAAAGGUUGCUCCGUGUAUCGUCAGCUUUACACUGCAGGUCUGUAAAUAACCCUAAGCGUCUUCUGUUAGUUGUGGGUAGGUGUGGCAGUUUGAUUUCAUAACCUUUGAAAGUUUUUGUAUUAUUUUGAGUCAACCAAACCUACGUAAAGUAUUGAGCAUCUCAAAAGAAAAGAAGAGGGAUUUUGGUAUCACAGUAUUACACCCACUGUGCACACAAAACUCUGAAUUGCAGCCUGAAUGCAUUUUUAAACAUCCAUAGGCAUUAGGGAUAUUUUUAACAUUGGGAAAUGUAUCAGGUAUACCCAAAGAUAAAGACAGUUUUUGUUUUUAUGCUUUCAUAUAUUCAUUUUUUUUUCCAGUUGGCUUAAGCUCAGCUCAGGCAGCCAUGCACAAAACAUUUGGUAGCAUGGAGUCUGCUAUAAAGGGAAUUUCAUUAAAAGCUUUCAGGGCAUGGGUGAGCUUAUUUAGGUAUGGUUCCUCAUGAUCAAGCAGCCAGUAGCCAAGUUGAUAUUGCAGAUUUUGUGGUACAUUAUAUAAUGAAAGGCCGUGUGAAAUGUGGUCUUUUUAAAACACAUACCGUUUGUUUGUUUGCUUCCGAAUCUGUUACUGAAUAUUUUCUGUAUUUAUUAUGAGUCUUAAUUAGUACACUCUACCAAAACCCAUUAAAAUUUAAUGAGGGGAAGUGUCUUGAUUCAGGGACUAAUUGGUCUGUAUCCCACACAAUCAUCACAGCCAUGGUUUGCCUUUGUCACUCAAAUGAGGUAUGCAGUGGUCAACAAUGUACGAUUUGUGUUUGUAUUGUUUUGUUGCCUUGUCGUGUCACCAGUAAUAUGAAUGCCUUGGGAUUAAUUGUUUACACAUACCUCUUACAGCUGUUUCUAUCUUAAAUCUGUAUUACUGGAUGUUCAGUGAUUGAGUGGAUUAUUCACAGUACCACCAGCUCUCAGGUAUCAUACUUCACAAUGCGCAGUGUACGGAUAUAAAGUAGUUUAUGCAUAGAUCAUAGAUAUAUGCUAACUAUUAUAAGCAUGACUAUGAAAAGAGCCAAUGGAAAAGCAAGUGAUUAAACAUUACAAAUAAACCAGCAGUAUGCUACAGCCUGACACUACACACUCUUACACUUUUAAUAAGAUAAAAAACAAACAAACACUGUUUUCCUUGUCCACAGGCAUUCAGCCACCCAUCCGUUUUUAUUUUCUUGCAUUAAAAGGCAUCCAAGACUCCUGUGAUUUGAUUGAUUUUGAUCUGCAGGUGCUGAGUGCAUAUUUUGCUGUAAGGGAUAUGUGUAUAAUGUGUGUUGUGAUGUGAAUCUUGAUCCCGAGAACAAUUAGUGAAUUAAACAAACUUGCUACUA